Molecule: messenger RNA, 2008 nt
Organism: Oenanthe melanoleuca
Lineage: Eukaryota; Metazoa; Chordata; Aves; Passeriformes; Muscicapidae
Gene: CPLX2
Product: complexin 2
Exons: 4
Coding region: 370-774 (134 amino acids)
Biological process (GO): regulation of neurotransmitter secretion; synaptic vesicle exocytosis; neurotransmitter transport
Cellular component (GO): SNARE complex; terminal bouton
Molecular function (GO): syntaxin binding
Source: RefSeq, a predicted model, not a curated record
ACCCGCAAACACACCUCUUGAGCAAACACAGCCUGCGCGCAGACACGGCGCACACCCGCUCCGUCCUGCACAGGCAGUGCCCCUGCGCGGUGUCACCCACCCGCAGCACCCGCAGGGAUCACACACACAGUCACAGGCUGCUGCCUGCAACCCCUGCAGCCCCCAAGCACUGCCGCAACCUGCCAACAGCCUCUUCCCCAUCCCUCUGCAGAGCACUCGCGCUGCCGUAGGCACACGCACGCACACACUGCACCCCGGGUCCGGCUGCGCCACGCUGGCACCCCCAGACAAGGUGGCCCAGGUCAGCAAGCCCGGACAGCGGUGGAUGAGCGCUGGGCACUGGCCUAGCCACACGCACACACCGGCACCAUGGACUUCGUCAUGAAGCAAGCGCUGGGCGGGGCCACCAAGGACAUGGGGAAGAUGCUGGGGGGCGAGGAGGAGAAGGACCCCGAUGCGCAGAAGAAGGAGGAGGAGAGGCAGGAAGCCCUGCGCCAGCAGGAGGAGGAGCGGAAAGCCAAGCACGCCCGCAUGGAAGCGGAGCGGGAGAAAGUCCGGCAGCAGAUCCGUGACAAGUACGGGCUGAAGAAGAAGGAGGAGAAGGAAGCAGAGGAGAAAGCUGCUCUGGAGCAGCCGUGUGAGGGCAGCCUGACGCGCCCCAAGAAGGCGAUCCCAGCAGGCUGUGGGGAUGAGGAAGAGGAGGAGGAGGAGAGCAUCCUGGACACGGUCCUCAAGUACCUGCCCGGCCCGCUGCAGGAUAUGUUCAAGAAGUAACAGCACCGUCAACCCUGCCAUAGGGUGCUGGGGCACGGGCGCCCUCUCUCCUACAACUCCUCCAUCAGUUCCCUUGGCCCCGGAGAGGGGGUCCCCACACCCCCUCCCAUCCCCUCCUGCCCUGUCCCCCAACCAGACCAAAAGCCCGCCCCGUCCCGUCCAGGCAGGGCCCCCCCCACCACGCCAAAGGGGAGCAGCCCUGGCCGGACAGGGCGAACCGGGACCAAAUGCACUGAUGUAACCUCGCGGCAGGCUAGGGGCACCCAAGCCCUACCGGCCCCCCCGGGGUGGCUCCCCGUGCCCCCUGCCCUGCCCCUUCUGUUCUCCCAGGGGACCCCAGUAGGCCUCUGCUCGCCUGCCCUUGUCCCCAACACUGCCAUCCCCCUGCCCCCUCCCGCCCUGGGCCAAGCCCAAAGCACAAAGCCAGGCGCCCUGCCCGCAGCUCCCCAUCCCCGGUCGUCGGGCACGGGGGUCCCCCGGGGCUGCCCGGUGUGCCCCAGCAUCGGAGGGUUUGGAGGGGACCCCCCUCCCCGCAUCUCUGGCCCCAUAGUUAAAGCCAUAUCAGUUAGACUGCAAUACUUCAGCACCGGGAGGAGCGGGCGCCGCGCUCCGCCGACCGUGUACAAAGGCACGCGCGGGGCAGGGGCCCCCCUGCCUCGUCCCCCCGUCCCCGCCGCUCGCUCGUCUGUGUCUUGGCCCCGCUGGCCCCCGUCCUCGCAUUAGUGUCUCUGUGCCAGGGUGCGCCCCGUCGCUCCAUGCGUCCUCGUGUCCGCUGCUCAGACUCCCACCCCCGAGUCCCCGCUGUCCCCGGGGGUCACCCGCGGCGCCCCUCGCCGCGCUGCUGGGACCCCCGCUCUGCCCCCUGCAAUAAAGCCAGCGCGGGGCCGAGGGCUGCCGGGCCCGUCCCGGGCUGGGAGCACCCGGCUGCCCUCACCUGAUGCUGGACACAUGGGUCCCUAGGCCUGGGAAGGGAUCCCUGGGCAAGCGCCCCGGGAUGUCCCAGGAGCUGCUGCUCGCACCCCAGUGGGGCGAGGCAGGAGCACACCCUCAUCCCGGCCCGUCUCUCGCCGCACCGUGCUCCCCGCUCCCUGUGCUCCCCCAGCCACGGCCCCCAGCCGCUCACCAGGGCCCUCCCAGGAGGUGGAGAGCAGCUCGGGGCCCCACAGACAUGCUGUGACCAUCCUGCUCGAACUAGUCUUUGACAAACUAAUAAAAUAAAGGGAUUUGUACAUUG